AUGUCAGCCCUUCCAGCGGACGUUAAUUCUACUUUAAUCAGCGUUCUGACUGGUUUUGCAUCUCCAGAUAAUAGCAUUCGAGCCGCUGCAGAAGAGACUUUGAAUGGAUCGUGGAUCACACCAGAAAAUAUCGAUGUCUUGCUCAUUUUUCUGUCGGAACAAGCUGCGUUUUCGGGAGAACUAACUUUAGCGGCACUUUCAGCAGUACUAUUUCGGAAAUUAGCAUUACGGGCUCCACCAUCGUCCAAGACAGUUAUAAUCGCCAAAAACAUCACGCAUAUCAGCAAUGAGGCUCUUACGCAGAUUAGAAAUACCCUUUUGAAAGGCUUUAUUGCCGAGAGACCAGGAGGUAUAAGACAUAAGCUUUCAGACGCAAUUGCCGAGUGUGCACAAGAAGAUUUGCCUGAAUGGUCUGAUCUUUUACAGACUUUAUUCGAAGCUAUCAAAAACCCGGAAGCAAGUUUCCGGGAGUCUAGUUUCCGCAUUUUGACAAAUGUUCCGCAUCUGAUCAACGCGCUAGAUUUUUCGAAUGUUGUACCUAUUUUUGAAGCUGGUUUCACUGAUGAGAACGACAACGUCAAAAUCGCCGCUGUCACCGCUUUCGUUGGGUAUUUCAAGCAACUUCCUAAGGCACACUGGGCUAAACUAGGUGUUCUUCUCCCUAGUCUGCUUAACAGUUUACCCAAAUUUCUAGAUGACGGUAAGGACGAUGCUUUGGCAUCUGUCUUUGAGUCGUUAAUUGAGCUAGUUGAACUGGCACCUAAACUUUUCAAGAGCAUGUUUGAUCAAAUGAUACAAUUCACUGACAUGGUUAUCAAAAAUAAAGAUUUGGAAACCUCUGCCAGAACCACUGCUUUAGAACUACUGACUGCUUUCAGCGAAAGCGCUCCGCAGAUGUGCAAAUCAAACAGCGAAUACGCCAAAUCCAUAAUCAUGAACACGUUGGUGAUGAUGACUGAAGUGUCGAUCGAUGACGAUCAGGCGUCAGAAUGGCAAAACUCGGACGACACAGAGGAGGACGAGGAAGAAGUUACUUAUGAUCACGCUCGUCAAGCUUUGGACCGUGUCUCGUUGAAACUGGGCGGCAAGUUCUUGGCGCCUCCUCUUUUUCAGUUUCUUCAACAAAUGAUAGCCUCAUCUGAAUGGCGUGAAAGAUUUGCAGCUUUAAUGGCUUUGUCAUCUGCUGCAGAGGGCUGUAGAGACGUUCUCAUGGGUGAAAUACCCCGAAUUCUCGAUAUAAUUAUUCCGCUAAUAAGCGACCCCCAUCCAAGAGUUCAAUACGCUUGUUGUAACUCUUUGGGUCAAAUAUCGACGGAUUUUGCGCCUUUGAUUCAGAGAACUUCUCACGAGCGAAUUCUACCCCCACUGAUCUCUAAAUUGACGCCUCAAUCGGUGGAUAGAGUUCAGACCCAUGCCGCUGCGGCCCUCGUGAACUUCUCUGAGCAUGCUACACAAACCAUAUUGGAACCUUAUCUCGACGAUCUGCUCAGCAACUUAUUGACACUCCUCCAAAGCUCCAAGUUUUACGUUCAAGAGCAAGCAUUGACUACCAUUGCAUUUAUCGCUGAGGCCGCAGAAAAGAAAUUUAUAAAAUAUUAUGACACCCUCAUGCCCUUGCUAAUUAACGUUUUGAAGGCCGAUACGGGCGCGGCAAACAGGCUUCUGAAGGGGAAAUGUAUUGAAUGUUCUACACUAAUAGCGCUUGCAGUCGGAAAGGAGAAGUUCGCAGCCCAUUCCCAAGAGCUGAUAGAACUUUUCAUUAAUUACCAGGAUCAGGGAAUCGAAGAUGAUGACCCCAUUAAGUCCUACUUAGAACAUGGCUGGAGUAGAAUAUGCCGUAUUCUUCGUGAGGAAUUUGUACCUCUACUUCCUAUCGUUAUUCCACCUCUUCUUGAAACUGCAAAAGCAACUCAGGACGUGAGUCUGAUCGAAGAGGAAGAAGCGACGAAUUUUCAGCAAUAUUCUGAUUGGGACGUGGUUCAAAUUCAGGGUAAGCAUAUUGCCAUUCACACUUCCAUUUUGGAUGACAAGGUUUCCGCAAUGGAGCUUUUGCAAGUCUAUGCCACCAUCCUGAAGAAUUUUUUUGCGGUCUACGUUGCUGAGAUUAUGAAAGACAUUGCUGUGCCAUCGAUCGAUUUCUACUUGCACGACGGAGUUCGAGCCACUGGAGCUGGAUUGAUACCUCUUUUAUUGUCCGCCCUUGUAGCUGCCACGGGAGUUCAAAAUACUGACGUCCUACAGCUAUGGCAUUUAUCUUCGACGAAACUCCUUAGUGGCAUAAUUUCAGAGCCAAUGCCAGAAAUCACCCAAAUCUACCACACCGCCCUUAUUGAUGGUGUGGCGAUAAUGGGUGAAAACUGUAUGAGUGAAGAGCAACUGGUACAGUACACUAAAGGUGUUUCUGCAAAUCUGUCUGAUGUGUACGAGCGUGUCAAGAGUCGUCAGAAUCAAGACGAUGAGUACAACGAGGAUGUUGAAGACGAUUUUGAGGACUAUGCAGACGAGGACCUUCUAGAUGAUAUCAACAAAUCUCUUUCAGCAAUUUUCAAAGCGAGCCGUGGUGCAUACAUUGCUCAGUUCCAAGCCAUAUGGCCGCUAGUCAUUACUUAUUUGAGAGACAGUGAGGUUAUCCUUGUUUUGUUUGCCUUGUGUGCUAUCGGAGACAUGGUUCACAACGCGGGUCCGCACACAGAGCCCUUCAAAAGUAAUUUCAUCAACGAGGUCAGGGAAUACCUUGUAUCUCCCGAUGCUUCCGUCCGUCAAGCUGCGUCUUAUGUCGUCGGAGUGUGCGCACAGAGCGCUCCAAACGUUUACUCUCAGGAAUGUCUGAGCUCCCUAGAUGUGCUGUUCCAAGUCCUUUCCAUUCCGGACGCCAAAUCGGAGGAGAACAUCACUGCAACUGAAAACGCUUCAGCAGCGGUCGCUAAGAUUCUGCAUAGCUAUUCUGCCAACCUUCCUAAUGUGGACAACUAUGUGGCCGGGUGGCUUAAGUCCUUCCCUAUCUUGCAGGAUGAAGAGGCCGCUGCUUUUAAUUACAGAUUCCUUGCCCAUCUCAUCGAUUCCAAUACCGCUGCAAUUACUGAACGUUCCAGAAUUCCUCACAUCAUUGACUGCGUCGUCCAAGCUCUUCACCAUAAAUCACUAGUUGGUAAGAAUGCUGCCGCCGUCGUUGAAUCUACGAAAAAACUUCUUGGCACUCUCCCUCAAGAGGAAGCCAUGGCUCUUUUCCAAAGGUAUCCCCCCGACAUUGUUCAAGAAAUUCAGGGCUGGUUUGCCUAA
Messenger RNA from Lachancea mirantina, 3279 nucleotides. NCBI's taxonomy places the organism in Eukaryota, Fungi, Ascomycota, Saccharomycetes, Saccharomycetales, Saccharomycetaceae. The record is from the annotation of a GenBank genome assembly.